AUGAAGAGAACUGCUGAUUCACAGGUUGAUUUGAAGAAGAAAGAAUCCCUGGAUAACGAUGAUCAUGAUUCGGAUUAUGAGCCUCUAAGUAAAGCUGGCAAGAAACAUUACCCCAAACGUGAGAGAAAGUCACCAUCUGGGACUCCUAGAAAAGCGGCCUCAGUCAGAUCACAAAGGAACGCAGCAAGGAAAAAGGGGAACACCUGCUCUGAAGAUGACGUUCCUCUCUCAAAGCUCCAGGCCAAGCCAGACAUUGAGGAGAAGCAGUCACAUGAAAACACACACAGCUCGAGCAUUAAGUCAAAACAGGACACACGUGCUUCUGAUGACCCCUCCGAUGAUGAACCCUUGAUCAAAAAUAAAAAAGUCUCUGCUCCAGCUGAGGAAGUGGAGGAAAAAGACAACACAUCACUCAAAUCACAUGGCACAAGUGACAAGAAAGCAGAUAAGAAUACAGAUGAUGACUCGGAUGAUGAGCCUCUCAUAGGAAAGGCCAAAAAGCCCUCAAAAGCUGCAAAGAAGCCUUCCUCGGUCUCUCCAAAGAAAUCAGUUGAUUUGAAGAAGAAAGAAUCCCUGGAUAACGAUGAUCAUGAUUCGGAUUAUGAGCCUCUAAGUAAAGCUGGCAAGAAACAUUACCCCAAACGUGAGAGAAAGUCACCAUCUGGGACUCCUAGAAAAGCGGCCUCAGUCAGAUCACAAAGGAACGCAGCAAGGAAAAAGGGGAACACCUGCUCUGAAGAUGACGUUCCUCUCUCAAAGCUCCAGGCCAAGCCAGACAUUGAGGAGAAGCAGUCACAUGAAAACACACACAGCUCGAGCAUUAAGUCAAAACAGGACACACGUGCUUCUGAUGACCCCUCAGAUGAUGAACCUUUGAUCAAAAAUAAAAAAGUCUCUGCUCCAGCUGAGGAAGUGGAGGAAAAAGACAACACGUCACUCAAAUCAAAUGGCACAAGUGACAAGAAAGCAGAUAAGAAUACAGAUGAUGACUCGGAUGAUGAGCCUCUCAUAGGAAAGGCCAAAAAGCCCUCAAAAGCUGCAAAGAAGCCUUCCUCGGUCUCUCCAAAGAAAUCAGUUGAUUUGAAGAAGAAAGAAUCCCUGGAUAACGAUGAUCAUGAUUCGGAUUAUGAGCCUCUAAGUAAAGCUGGCAAGAAACAUUACCCCAAACGUGAGAGAAAGUCACCAUCUGGGACUCCUAGAAAAGCGGCCUCAGUCAGAUCACAAAGGAACGCAGCAAGGAAAAAGGAGAAUAACAGCUCCUGCUCUGAAGACGACAUUAACUCAAAGGACGAACAAGCUUCUGAUGACCCCUCAGAUGACGAGCCUUUGAUCAAAAAGAAAAAAGUCUCUGCUCCAGCUGAGGAAGUGGAGGAAAAAGACAACAAGUCACUCAAAUCAAAUGGCACACCUGACAAGAAAGCAGAUAAGAAUACAGAUGAUGACUCCGACGAUGAGCCUCUCCUAAGAAAGGCCAAAAAGCCCUCAAAAGCUGCAAAGAAGCCUUCCUCGGUCUCUCCAAAGAAAUCUGUUGUUAUUAAGAAGAAAGAAUCAAUGGAUGACGAUGAUGACUCUGAUGAUGACUCUGAUGAUGAGCCUCUGAGUAAAGCUGGCAAGAAACAUUACCCCCAUCGUCAGAGAAAGUCUCCAUCUGGGACUCCUAGAAAAGCGGCAUCAGUCGUCGGAUCAAAAAGGAACGCAGCAAGGAAAAAGGAGAAUAACAGCUCCUGCUCUGAAGACGACGUUAACUCAAAGGACGAACAAGCUUCUGAUGACCCCUCAGAUGAUGAACCUUUGAUCAAAAAGAAAAAAGUCUCUGCUCCAGCUGAGGAAGUGGAGGAAAAAGACAACAAGUCACUCAAAUCAAAUGGCACACGUGACAAGAAAGCAGAUAAGAAUACAGAUGAUGACUCCGACGAUGAGCCUCUCAUAAGAAAGGCCAAAAAGCCCUCAAAAGCUGCAAAGAAGCCUUCCUCGGUCUCUCCAAAGAAAUCUGUUGUUAUUAAGAAGAAAGAAUCAAUGGAUGACGAUGAUGACUCUGAUGAUGACUCUGAUGAUGAGCCUCUGAGUAAAGCUGGCAAGAAACGUUACCCCCAUCGUCAGAGAAAGUCUCCAUCUGGGACUCCUAGAAAAGCAGCCCCAGUCGUCAGAUCAAAAAGGAACGCAGCAAGGAAAGAGGUUAAAUACGAUGAGUCUUCCGGUGACAGCUCAGAUGAUGAACCACUGGCACCAAUGAAGAGGAAGUUGACAAAGGCGCCUAAAGACAGCAGCUCCGGUGAUGAGGAUGUGCCCUUGGUGAAUCUGGCUGCCAAAAAGAAGGAACCAGUGAAGAAAAACACAAAGAAGAAAACUGCAGCGCAAGGCAGAGGGUCCACAAAGAGACGAGGAUCCUCUGAUGGAAGCUCAGAGGAUGAACCCUUGAGUAAUCUUUCGGAAAAGAACAAAGAAACCAAAAAGGCUUCAACUCCGAAGAGGAACACAAAGUCAAAAAAUGUGUCAGAGUCGACAAGCGAUAGUCCGGACGAUAAGCCCCUGAUUAAUCCUGGGAAAAAGAAGAGCACAGACGGACAAACAAAAGUCGAACCGAAGGCUUCACCUGCGAAGAAGAAGAGGAAUGCCGAGUCAAAAAGCGACAGCUCAGACGAUGAACCUGUAAUUAAUCUUGCGAAAAAGAAAACCACAGGCACACAAAGAAAAAUCAAUCAAAAAGCUUUACGUGCAAAGAGGGAGACGAACACAGGUGACGAGUCAACAAGCAGCUCAGAUGAUGAACCCUUGAGUAAUUUCGGGAAAAAGAAAACCGCAAACAUACAAACAAGGAAGAAAACGAAGGCUUCACCUGCAAAGAAGAAGAAGAACAUAGAGUCAGAGAGCGACAGCUCUUAUGGUGGGAAAAAGAAAAGCACAAACAAAAGAAGAAAAAACAAACCGAAGGCUUCACCUGCUAAAAAAAAAAGAGGAUUACAGAGACGUCAGGCGACAGCUCAGAUGAUGAACCCUUGAUUAAUGUUGGGCAAAAGAAAACCCCGGACAGACAAACAAAAAACAAAACAAAGGCUUCACCUGCAAAGAAGAAAAAGAACGCAGAGUGGACCAGCAGCAGCUCAGAUCUCUCCGAUGGCAACUCGGACUAUGAACCCUUAGUUAAUCUUGUGAAAAGGAAAAGUACAGGCAAACAAACGAAAGCUUCACCAGCAAAGAAAAAGAGGAACACAACUCCCAAAAAGCCAAAAAAGAAGAAUGUUUCAGCGUCUUCAAGCAACCGUUCCGACGAUGAGCCUUUAUUCGAAGCAGCUAAACACCCACAAGUGACCAAACUCAUGAGAAUAAUUGUGGAGAGGUGUGAUCUGGAAGAAGCCGGAGACAUAGGAGGCCUGCACAAAACCAGUCCAGAAAAAAAGAUUCCUGAUGAUGAAAUGAUUUCGAACAUCGACUCACCAGAAGAAGAAUAAGCAGAUUAAAUACUGGUUAUGGUGUUUUUUUGAUAGUUUUAUUGUUGAAAGUGGAAAUCUGCCAGAGAGAUGGCUCCUUAAAGAAUCCCAGUGAUAUUGUUAAGUUUAAAUGUGUGUUUUGUAUACAGUACAUACAUUAGGUGUUGGGAAAUUUACUCCCAUUUUUUUUUUUUUACUUUGGGACCAGAUUUAGCCGGUUCCUGAAUUUUUUUUGAUGUCGUCUUUUAUGUUCUUUUACUAUUUUUAAUAUUGUUUGCACUAAUUGUGUUCUCUCUGGUUUUAAAUGUUUUUAAAGAAUAUUUUAACACAUUGAUGUAAGUGAUAUUUGUGCUUUCUAUGAACAUUUUACUGUGUUCACAGCCAAUUGAAAGAAAGAAAAUACUGUUCAAAAGCAAUUUGAAACAUAGUAGGACAUUGUUUUUGUAUUAGUUUGUGUGUUUAAUCUAGUAUACUAUAUCGUAUAGAAGAAAAAAUAAAGUUUUUUUAAAAUUUC
Gymnodraco acuticeps is the source of this 3942-nucleotide messenger RNA. RefSeq names its product nucleolar protein dao-5-like. The transcript is spliced from 29 exons. Lineage: Eukaryota; Metazoa; Chordata; Actinopteri; Perciformes; Bathydraconidae. The coding region runs from base 1 to 3000 and encodes 999 amino acids. The record is from RefSeq and is a predicted model, not a curated record.